Messenger RNA from Chaetomium strumarium, 1464 nucleotides. RefSeq lists its product as uncharacterized. The coding region runs from base 1 to 1464 and encodes 487 amino acids. The record is from RefSeq and is a predicted model, not a curated record. NCBI's taxonomy places the organism in Eukaryota, Fungi, Ascomycota, Sordariomycetes, Sordariales, Chaetomiaceae. The transcript is spliced from 2 exons.
AUGGAAACCCGAGAGGAAAAGCUCGCGAGAUGGGUCGACCCUCCAAAGAACGAACAAACCAGCCUCAGGGUCCUGACGGGUUCGCUUUCGCUCAGUGCAGACGGCUCGGUGAAUGCUGUACGCAUCUCCGACGACAAGAUCCAAUAUGAUCAGAUCGAGGACCAUCUCUUGAAGACUCACAGCAACAACAAAACCGACGACAGCCUCUGGCACUUCCGCGUCCUCUCCCUCCCCCGCCUCCAGAACGGCCGACUCGUCCUCUCCCUCCCCAAGCCCACCUUCCACCAGAUCCAAUCCUCCUGGCAUCUCCACCCGCGCACCACCGAAGUCUUCCUCUCCAACAACGGCGUCCUCGCCACCUUCACCUCCCCCAGCAACCAUCCCGAUACCAUCACCACCAGCCGAACCUCGCUCCUCCUCAAAGUAGCCAACUCCCGCUCCACAGGCUUCGACUGCGCCUCCAUAACCCUCGACCCCUCCCGCCGAACAACGUACAUCCUCUACCACCACCUAACCGACGAGCCCUCCGUCUUCGCCACCCUCCUCUCUUCCCCGGAACUCUGCAUUACCCCCCAUUUCUUCGCCUUUGCCCUCUACCGCUCGCACCACCAGCACAUCGAAGUCCACCGCAACACCAUCGACGACACAAUCCAGCGGAUUGAGCGGGAGACAAAGUACGGCAACCCGGGCAAGCUGAUGGCUGCUACUGUUACAGGGGAGAUGGGGCCGCGGCCCAGUUUGGACGGGUGUUUUGUGCUGGAGGACCCGAGGCGGACGAUUCAGAGGCUGAGUUAUUGCCAGACGGAUCUGGCAGUUGUGGGGCAUGUUGCGAGGUGUGGGUUGGAGUUGGGGGGGUGGAUUGUGCAAGGUGCUGAUGACAGUGGCUACGGGGAGGUCAAGGACGGUGCAUGUGGCGAUGCUUUCUCCAAGAGUUUGAAGGCUGCGCGGGUGGUGGUUCGGGAAGAGGUGGAGUACAUCCGCAGGCGGACGGCCAUGCUGCUGUCGCAGGUGGAGCAGAUGAUGCAGAGGGCGCAGAGCCAGACUGAUUUCAUGCUGAGCAAUAUCACGCAAAACGACGCCGAGUACACGGCCGCGAUAGCCGUCGACGGCAAGCGCGACAGCAUCGCCAUGAAGACCAUCUCGAUCCUCGGCAUCGUCUACCUGCCGCCGACCUUCGUGGCGACCCUGUUCAGCAUGGGCAUGUUCGACUGGGGCACCGGUGCUGCCGGCGGCGAGGGAUCGUCUAGUGCGCUGAGGACGUCGCCGAGUAUCUGGAUAUACUUCGUGGUGGCGGUGCCGCUGACGCUGGCGACGUUCCUUGUGUGGAUGCUCUGGGCGAGGAGAGAGAACCGGAAGACCAGCCAGCGGUUCAGGGUGUAUCGCACCAGGACUGUAGAGAGCCUCGGCACGGCUGCUGCUGCAGAGAGCACCGUCGGUCUCGUUUCUGGUGAGAAGAUGGUGUGA